This is a messenger RNA of Triticum turgidum subsp. durum (durum wheat), 2070 nucleotides long. NCBI's taxonomy places the organism in Eukaryota, Viridiplantae, Streptophyta, Magnoliopsida, Poales, Poaceae. The record is from the annotation of a GenBank genome assembly.
AUGCUGGGCCUCAUGGCGAGCAAGCUCCUAGCCAGAGUCAGGCGGCUCCUGCCCCCGCUCCUGCGCCGGCACAGGAUGGCGCUGCUCACGGCGCCCGCGGUCUUCGCGGCCCUCCUGCUCUUCUGGGCCGUGCUCGGCGGCACCGACGCCGACUACCUGCUGUACAAGGACGCCGCCAAGCCCGUGGAGGACCGCGUCGCUGAUCUUCUGGGCAGGAUGACGCUCGCGGAGAAGAUCGGGCAGAUGACCCAGAUCGAGCGGCUCGUGGCCACGCCGGACGUGCUCCGGGACAACUUCAUCGGCAGCCUGCUCAGCGGCGGCGGCAGCGUGCCGCGGAAGGGCGCCACGGCCAAGGAGUGGCAGGACAUGGUGGACGGCUUCCAGCGGGCCUGCAUGUCCACGCGCCUCGCCAUCCCCAUGAUCUACGGCAUCGACGCCGUCCACGGCCAGAACAACGUCUACGGCGCCACCAUCUUCCCCCACAACGUCGGCCUCGGCGCCACCCGGGACCCGUACCUCGUCAAGAGGAUCGGCGAGGCCACCGCGCUCGAAGUCAGGGCCACCGGCAUCCAGUACGCCUUCGCACCAUGCAUCGCGGUGUGCAGAGAUCCGAGGUGGGGGCGGUGCUACGAGAGCUACAGCGAGGACCGCCGGAUCGUGCAGUCCAUGACGGAGCUCAUCCCGGGCCUUCAGGGCGACGUCCCCAAGGGCUUCACCAGCGGCAUGCCUUUCGUCGCCGGACAGAACAAGGUGGCAGCUUGCGCGAAGCACUUUGUGGGCGACGGCGGCACGGUGGACGGCAUCAACGAGAACAACACCAUCAUCAACCGCGAGGGCCUGAUGAACAUCCACAUGCCGGCGUACAAGAACGCCAUGGACAAGGGCGUCUCCACCGUCAUGAUCUCCUACUCCAGCUGGAACGGGGUCAAGAUGCACGCCAACCAAGACCUCGUCACCGGAUACCUCAAGGACACGCUCAAAUUCAAGGUAAAAAAUCAAAAAUCAAAUUCAAGUUCAGCUGCUCUUCAUGGCCUGGAGCAUUCUUCAGAUGUUCAGACGCUCAUCGCCAUUGUCGCAUCUUGUUUGCAGGGCUUCGUGAUCUCGGACUGGGAGGGCAUUGACAGGAUCACCACCCCUGCCGGAUCUGACUACUCCUACUCGGUCAAGGCUUCCAUUCUUGCCGGCCUUGACAUGAUCAUGGUGCCCAACAACUACGAGCAGUUCAUCAGCCUCCUGACUGGCCACGUCAACAGCGGCGUGAUCAACAUGAGCAGGAUCGACGACGCCGUGACCCGGAUCCUGCGGGUCAAGUUCACCAUGGGCCUCUUCGAGAACCCCUACGCUGACCCUGCCAUGAUGGAGCAGCUAGGAAAGCAGGAGCACAGAGAUCUGGCGAGGGAGGCGGCGAGGAAGUCGCUGGUGCUCCUCAAGAACGGCAAGACGCCGAGCGACGCGCCGCUGCUGCCGCUGCCCAAGAAGGCGCCCAAGAUCCUGGUCGCCGGGAGCCACGCCGACAACCUGGGCUACCAGUGCGGGGGGUGGACCAUCGAGUGGCAGGGCGACACGGGCCGCACCACCGUGGGCACCACCAUCCUGGAGGCCGUGAAGGCCGCCGUGGACCCGUCGACGGUCGUGGUGUUCGCGGAGAACCCCGACGCGGAGUUCGUCAAGGGCGGCGGCUUCUCCUACGCGAUCGUGGCGGUGGGCGAGCACCCGUACACGGAGACCAAGGGCGACAACCUGAACCUGACCAUCCCGGAGCCCGGGCUGAGCACGGUGCAGGCGGUGUGCGGCGCCGUGCGGUGCGCGACGGUGCUCAUCAGCGGGCGGCCCGUGGUGGUGCAGCCGCUCCUGGCCGCCUCGGACGCGCUGGUGGCGGCGUGGCUGCCCGGCUCCGAGGGGCAGGGCGUCACCGACGCGCUGUUCGGCGACUACGGGUUCACCGGGAAGCUGCCGCGGACGUGGUUCAAGUCGGUGGACCAGCUGCCGAUGAACGUGGGCGACGCGCACUACGACCCGCUCUUCCCGCUCGGCUACGGGCUCACCACCAAAGGGACGAAGCAGUACUAG